This is a messenger RNA of Somion occarium, 3842 nucleotides long. The record is from the annotation of a GenBank genome assembly. NCBI's taxonomy places the organism in Eukaryota, Fungi, Basidiomycota, Agaricomycetes, Polyporales, Cerrenaceae.
GGCGAUAUUUGAGUUUACUCUUAACGCUCUUGGGGUCCAAUGGUAGCGGCUAUCUGGUUGAUCUCACCAAUCGAAUUCCACGACGAGGAGCCGUUUCAGGUUGUUCACAGCCUUACGGAGAUAUUUAACGCGGUACGCAAAGUGCCAUGUGCACUUCCACAGCAUGCAUUUUCAUGUUAUUGUUGAUACUGACGGUGGACAAACGUAGCGUGAGCCUCUUUACACUUGUCCAGCACCUGGGAUUCUAGUGUCAAGUCAUCGAGGACGAGCAGUUGACCUCAAUACCCAUAGUUGACUCUCAGUUUGGUCCUGUGUGCGAUUGCCGUAGUUGAUCCAUUGUCACCGGAGAACCAGUCACCUGCAGCUUGUUUCUAACAUUCAUCUUGUCAAGCUCCUUCAGCUCCAGCUUCACCAUGAAUGCAUGGAAUCAGCCACAGGCUGCACCGCAGCUAGAGCAGGAGUACAGUCUGGAUCCCAAUGUGUACGAUAUCCAAGCCAAUCCUAACCAGCGUUACGGUCAACGACCAGGAAUGCCUGCGUCGUCUCAUGUACCCAACUUCACACCUUUUCCUCAGACUUUCGGUCCAGGAGCGCAAUCCACGUUCAACUUUCCCACAGGACAGAAUCAGACUGCGAACCAGCAAUUCGACAACAAUGCAUACUAUCAGUCGUCCUUGAGCGACCUGCGGGGGCAGCAUGCGUUCCCUACCCAAGGAAGUCACUUUGGUGGCUCACCGUCGUCCAUACAAUCUUCUUCGAUCUUGCCCGGGCAUGGGCUGUAUCAGAAUACUUCACCUCCAGGAGGUUAUGGUCAAGGCCACUCAGACGCUCCGAUCUUUGACGGUAGCCCUGGUAGUGCUGCUUCUGGUGUUCCUACUUCGAACGUAUAUGUUCCUUCCAACGCGCCGCUGUCACAACAUUAUUCAUUGAACCAAGUGGAUACAAAGAUGGCUCCACCCAUCGCCCAGGGCUCGUCUUACUUCCCCAGUGACCGAGGAGAGACAUCAGCAAAGAGACCGCGGGCUGAUGAGCAUGGUCAGCAUGAAUCGGAGGGUACAGAUUCCAGAUCAGAGCCUGUUCGCAAAACUCCUGGUGCCUGUGCUCGAUGCAAAGGUCUCAAGGUGAGAUGCGAGUUCAAGACCGAUCCUGACACUUGCAAGAGGUGCUUGAAUGCGGGUGCCGAGUGCGUUAUUCCGGGACGAAAGAAGAGACGUGCCCCUCCGAAACGGGAACUGUUGCUCAAGCAAAUACAAUCACAGGCAGACCAGAUCAAGACCCUCAUGACCCAACUAGACGAGGCCAACAGAAAAGUUGAUGUCACCUCUCAUAUAUCGAAUGCACCCUCUCCAGCUACCGCCAGCACUGACUUGCACUCCUCUCUCCCCUCCGACUUCACCAGUCCCGAUUCCGAGUAUGGUCUCCUUUCACCUUCACUUGAUCAGGUGGCAAAACCAGACGUUCUUGACUGGAUCCAGAAAGCCCGAGAAUCACUUGAAGAGUUCGGCGGGUAUAUCAAUGCUACCACCGGUCUUUUCAGCAACGACGGCAGUGUCGUGGGCGAUAACUAUGAUAUUGAUGACGACAUAGCCAUUGAUAUUGAAGAUGUGGAUGCUGAUGAUAAUGGGACGCUCAUGGACGAAGGUGAAAUUGACUAUGAUAUCUCAGGCGAUGAAGGAUCCAAUAUGGGCGGGAACAGAAGACAUAUGCGAAACGUCUCUGGCGACGCUUCGAAGCGUGGAGUGGCAACGCUCCCCACUACAGCUGCUCCAUUUGGUUUGAUGGCCAGGCUCGCUUUGGAAAUGCCGAGAAAGAGAAGGCCAAGCAACGGCGCGAGUGACGUUGCGGAGGAAGAGCCCGAUGAUGAUGAUACACUUCCAAACAACAACUAUUUUGUGCCAGCUGCCGCUCCCGAUCGACCACUUAUUGACGACCGACACGAACCUCCUCAUAUUCUACGCAAGGGUAUUGUCACUCCUGCGGAGGUAGAGAGUCUUUUCAAAAUUUACUGGGAUCAUAUGAAUAUAUCCCUUAACAUCUUGGACCCGGAUCUCUACACUCCACAGAAGACUUACUGGCGUAGCCCCUUCCUCUUCACCGUUAUCUGCGCUGUGGCGUCUCGUUUCUACACCCCACGACCAGAGCUGUAUCAGCAAGCUAUGCACUUCGCUCGUUUGGCUGCUGGUACUGCACUCAUCGGAGGUCGAAAGAGCGUUGAAGUAGUUCAGGCGUAUCUGAUCCUUGCUAUGAACCCUGUGCCAUGUCGUCGUUGGGAGGAUGAUCGGAGCUGGGUGUUUCUUGGUUUGGCUAUCAGAAUUGCAACAGCUAUCAAUCUUCACCUCCCAUUCACGACUAAGCCACGCAAUGAACAACAUGCAAGAGAGAUGCUGAACCGAACUCGAACUUGGCUUGCUUGUUUCAACCUCGACCGAUCCUUUGGCUCACAGUACGGCAAGCCACCUAUCAUCAACAACACGGACUACACGGCAAACCAUUGUGCGGAAUGGUGGCACAGCUCACCAUACAACCUCCCCAACUUUGACAUUCAUAUUGCUUGCUACAGUAAUGAGCUCAGGGUCAUGGCUGACUUCGGUCUCAAGAUCCGUAGCGACAGGAACAAUCCGACUGGGUUCAACAAGUCCCUGGACAUUCCCAAACUCGCUGCCGAAACUGACGACGAGUUAAUACGUUUGUGGGAGACUUGGUCAGCUCUUCUCGAGAAGCACACGGAUCUCAACGAACAGAGAUGCAACUUCCGAAGAGGGCUACUUCGUCUUGCCUUUACGUACGCUCGUUUGACUGCUCUUUCGCUUGGUUUCCAGUUUGGAAGGAAACCAGACGGCGAUGACGUGAUGCUUUGGCGGUGCUUGCGUGUUGCUAAAGAGGUGGCCAAGACCUACGUCGAUGACAUCGGUAUCCCGGAGCAGAGGAUAUACUUGCGCCACGGACCCGAUUCGCAAAGCGUCUUCGUUACUUUUGCAUGCACGUUUUUGAUCAAGUUAUUACAACCAAAAUACGCGGGUUAUCUUCCCAUCCAUGAGCGAGGAGAAAUUCGCGAAUUGGUCCGCCGGGUUGCAGACUUGCUCGGUUCUUCCGAUGUUACUGUGGAUGAUCGUCACUACCCCAAGCUCUAUUCUCGUUUCCUGAAGGGUCUUUUGGAGACGCCUAUGGCCAAGGACGAUCCUCCGAUCUCAGUGAACAGGCAAAACGCCAAGGCAUUGUCAGAGUCUCCCGCAACCAGGUAUGGCGAGCUAUACAAGUCCUCUUCCUCUACCUCUACAAGAGGAUCAGUCUCAAAUCCAUCCAGCGCCCGACCUUCAGCAUCACCACCUCCCCAAGAACCAGCCGUGGAUCAUUUUUCUCAGCAGCUGGCGGCCGGCUUGGAUCCUUACUCUUCUGCUUUGUUCCAAGGUGGUUCUGGUCUCAAUGUUCCGGAAUACUUCAACCCACCGCUACCGUUCGAACCGGAAAUGAUACAAUCUAUGCAGUCCUUGACGGACCCUGCACUUUAUCACGAUGUCAUGUCAGGUUUCUCUUGGAUGGGUGAGAUGCACCAAAACGAUAGUGACAUGAAUCUACACUACGAUCCCCGUACCUACGGGGCUGCGUAAUCCUGCUUCCAAUUGUUCUAUUUCUUUUUAUCUUGUCCGAUAUGCUUUGCUCGACAGUGCUCUUUCCGGGUUUCCUGUAGUUGUAUUGUCGCCUUCUCUUUCUAAACCGGAUCUGUAUCUCUACUAGAUUACCAUACAUGCACCACAAUCUUGUAAUAUUAUCAUUGGAACUCCUUGCAGAUACCGUUGUCUAUGAAAAUUCGUCUCCACUCGAGGCCUUUAAGAUAUCGUCAA